GCUGACUUGUCCUAGGCUGUGGAGGGCAGUUAGCGUUACUGUAGCGUAGCUGAGAACAUUUCAUCGUGUCGUCCAAUAUUGCUCACGUAUUUCCUUUAAAAACACCCUGUCGGAAGGAAAUGCUACAUUAGCAACUGUUACCGUUUGCAUAAGAACAUGUCUGGAAACAGUCUGGUAUUACCCAUAGUCCUCUGGGGUCGCAAUGCGCCCACCCACUGUAUCUCCAGCCUGCUGGUGAUGGAUGAUCUGGCCACUAUCAUCAGCGGCUGCCAUGAUGGUCAGAUCUGUAUCUGGGACAUGACCCCUGAACUCGAGAUUAACCCUCGAGCUCUGCUCUUUGGACACACGGCCUCCAUCACAUGUCUGUCUAAGGCCAGUGCAGGCAGUGAAAAGCAGUACAUAGUCAGUGCUUCAGAAAGCGGGGAGAUGUGUAUGUGGGAUGUGAAUGAUGGACGCUGUAUUGAGUUCACUAAGCUGGCCUGCACCCACACAGGCAUCCAGUUUUAUCAGUUCACCAUUGGGACUCAGCGUGAGGGUCGUCUCCUGUGUAAUGGCCAUUACCCAGAGAUUUUGGUGGUGGAUGCCACCAGUCUGGAGGUGCUCUACUCCCUGGUGUCUAAGAUUGCACCUGACUGGAUCAGCUCUGUCAGCAUCAUCCGCUCCCACCGCACCCAAGAAGACACAGUGGUGGCAGUUUCUGUUACUGGAAUUCUGAAAGUGUGGAUCAUUACUGCAGAAGUGAGCCGAAUGCAGGAUAUGGACCCUGUAUUUGAGGAGGAGUCCAAGCCGAUCUACUGUCAGGGCUGCCAGAGCAUUUCCUUCUGCACCUUCACCCAGCUCUCCCUGCUAGUGGUCUGCUCCAAGUACUGGAGGGUGUUCGAUGCCGGUGAUUUCUCGCUCCUGUGCUCCGUACCCAGUGAGAAUGACCAGGCGUGGACAGGGGGAGACUUUAUCGCUGCUGACAAAGUCAUUAUCUGGACAGAGGACGGCUGUAGCUACAUCUACAAACUACCAGCUAGCUGUCUCCCAGCCAGCGAGCACUUCCGCAGUGAUGUAGGGAAGACAAAAGAAGGGUCCAUCCCUCCUCUGGUGUACAGCAUCGCAGACCGUGCAGACAAACAGCUGGAGGAGGGCGGUGAGGGGGAGAACGUUGUCGUUUGCCUCCCUGACCCUGCGACUGGGCUGGAACUCUACACCCCCGAGCUGCUAUACAGACAGCAGCCUCUAGAGGCACCACUGCUGAUCUGUCCACCAGUGACCAGGUUCUUUUACGGACGCAGAGAGCCCUUCCACAAGCUGCUGGCGCAGGGGGACUCGGCAGGCAGGCUGACCCUGUGGAGCGUCCCCGACACGCCCCCCCCGCAGGGCCUGACGUCAGCCGCAGAACUGAAGGUCUCCUCUACAAUCAGUCUACAGGAUGCAUUCGAUAAGCUCGCCCCGGUGCCUGCUGGCAUUAUUGACCAGCUGAGUGUGCUGCCCGGGUCAGAGCUGCCCAUCAAGGUGACGGCGAGCGUGUACAUCCCGUCUCAGGGCCGCCUGGUGUGUGGCAGGGAAGAUGGCAGCAUCGUGCUGGUGCCUGCCACACAGACCGCCAUUGUGCAGCUCCUGCAGGGCGAGCACAUGCUGAGGAGAGGCUGGCCUCCCCACCGCACCCUGAGGGGUCACAGGAAUAAAGUCACGUGUCUGCUGUACCCUCACCAGUUGUCCCCGCGCUACGACCAGCGCUCCCUGGUGUCCGGAGGCGUAGACUUCUCCGUCAUCAUCUGGGACAUUUUCACUGGUGAAAUGAAGCACAUUUUCUGUGUCCAUGGAGGGGAGAUCACGCAGCUCUUGGUUCCCCCGGAGAACUGCAGUACGCGGGUGCAGCACUGUGUGUGUUCAGUGGCCAGUGAUCACUCGGUGGGUCUCCUGAGUCUGAGAGAGAGGAAGUGCAUCAUGCUGGCCUCCCGCCACCUCUUCCCCAUCCAGGUCAUCAAAUGGCGCCCGUGUGAUGACUACCUGGUGGUGGGCUGCUGCGAUGGCUCGGUGUACGUCUGGCAGAUGGACACGGGAGCAUUAGACCGCUGUGUGAUGGGAAUAACGGCCGUGGAGAUCCUGAAUGCGUGUGACGAGGCUGUCCCUGCAGCCGUCGAUGCACUAAACCACCCGGCGGUGAACCUGAAGCAGGCCAUGACACGUCGCAGUCUGGCUGCGCUCAAGAACAUGGCCCACCACAAGCUCCAGACGCUGGCCACCAACCUCCUUGCCACCGACCACACAGACAAAGGAAACUUGCCCAAAUACUCCCACAAUGCAUUGGUGGUCCAGGCGAUGAAGACCAACCUUGCGGAUCCGGACAUGCACGUGCUGUUCUUCGACGUGGAGGCCGUCAUCAUCCAACUGCUGACGGAGGAGGCGCAGCGACCCAAUCCCACCCUUGUCUCCCCGGAAACACUCCAGAAAGCCCCCGGGGGGGCAGACAAGGGCGGAUCCUUCCUUGCCAACAAGAUCUUUAAACAGGUCAAGGAGACCAUCAAGGAGAACAUCAAGGAGCACCUACUGGAUGAAGACGAGGAAGAGGAGGAAGAGCAGCGCCGGCGCGAGGAGAAGUCCAAAUCGCUGAGUCUGCUGGAGUACAACCUGACCAUGGACACGGCCAAGCUCUUCAUGUCCUGCCUGCACGCCUGGGGCCUGAACGGCUCCCUGGAUGAAGUGUGCGUGAGCCGCCUGGGCAUGCUCCGUCCCCACACGCCCGUCUCAUUCGGCCUGAUCUCCCGCGGCGGUCACAUGUCCCUCAUGCUGCCAACUUUCAAGGACUCGCUCCUGCAACGGCUGGCAGGGGGCGGAGCCGCCGAGGGCAGGAAGCUGUCCGUCUCCGAGGUGGUGGGCAAGGGCACAUAUGGCGUGUCCCGCGCCGUCACCACCCAGCACCUGCUCUCUGUCAUCUCGCUGGCCAACACGCUGAUGGGCAUGACCAACGCCACCUUUGUGGGCGAGCACAUGAAGAAGGCGCCGGCCAGGCCUCCAAGACCUGGCACCCAGGAGAGUCCCAAAACCACCCCCCCUCAGGUGUCUGCCCCAGCCCUGCAAGGCCAGAUCAAACAAGCUGCUGUUGCGUCGAGCCUACCAGCAGCAGGGGCGGUCCCUGCUAGCUCCGCCUCCCUCUGCUCUACCUCCGUAAACGAAGGCUGGAGCCAGCUAGCUGCCAUGCACUGUGUAAUGCUGCCUGAACUACUAGGGCUCGAUAAAUUCCGACCUCCUCUACUGGAGAUGCUUGCUCGCAGAUGGCAGGAUCGCUGCUUAGAGGUGAGAGAAGCAGCCCAGGCUCUGCUGUUGGCUGAGCUGCGUAGGAUUGGUCAGUCAGGCAGGAAGGACACCAUCGACAUAUGGGCUCCAUAUCUCCCUCAGUACGUGGACACCGCCAGCUCACCGGGCACAGCUCAAGAGACAGCACAGGCUGCCCCGCCCCCUCCGGAAGCCCCACCCACAGAACCCAAGGCUCCGGAAGAAGAGAUGGAUGUUGCUGAUGAUGACAUCACUGCAGGUUGUCUGUCUAACAUCACUUCCAGUGUGAAGAAGUUCUCCAACUCGUACGAGGAGAGACGGAAGCAGGCGACAGCCAUCGUCCUGCUCGGCGUGAUUGGGGCGGAGUUUGGGGCGGAGAUCGAGCCUCCCAAGCUGCUGUCACGCCCCCGCACUAGCGCCCAGGCACCUGACGGCUUCGGCCUCACCACUGGCGGCUCCAACUACUCGCUGGCACGCCACACCUGUAAGGCAUUGACCUUCCUGCUGCUGCAGCCCCCAAGCCCCAAACUUCCUGCCCACAGUACCAUCCGCCGCACAGCCAUUGAUCUGAUUGGCCGAGGCUUUACCGUGUGGGAGCCAUAUAUGGACGUGUCUGCAGUGCUCAUGGGUCUGCUGGAACUGUGUGCAGAUGCUGAAAAACAGCUGGCGAAUAUCACGAUGGGUCUGCCGCUGAGUCCGUCCGCUGACUCUGCCCGCUCCGCACGCCACGCCCUCUCUCUGAUCGCCACGGCGAGGCCGCCUGCCUUCAUCACCACUAUUGCCAAAGAGGUGCACAGACACACAGCGAUGCAGUCUCAGGGCUCCCAGUCUCAACAGAGCGUUCACACCACCACUCUGGCCCGAGCCAAAGCAGAGAUCCUGCGUGUGAUCGAGAUCCUCGUUGAGAAGAUGCCCUCAGAUGUGGUGGACCUGCUGGUGGAGGUGAUGGACAUUAUUAUGUAUUGCAUUGAAGGUUCUCUGGUCAAGAAGAAGGGGCUGUCGGAGUGCUUCCCUGCUAUCUGCAAGUUCUACAUGGUGGCUUAUUGUGAUCGGAGUUAUCGAGUGGCAGUCGGUGCUCGUCAGGGUUCUGUGGCUCUAUAUGAUGUUCGUACAGGAAAAUGCCAGCAUAUCCAUGGCCACAAAGGCCCCAUAACAGCUGUGUCUUUCGCCCCAGACGGGCGCUACCUGGCCACCUACUCCAAUGCCGACAGCCAUAUCUGCUUCUGGCAGAUGAACACCUCUCUGCUGGGCAGUAUCGGUGUGCUGAAUUCCGCUCCUCAGCUGCGCUGCAUUAAGACGUACCAGGUGCCGCCGGUUCAGCCUGCCUCACCUGGCUCCCAGAAUGCCCUGCGGCUCGCACGCCUCAUCUGGACCUCCAACCGCAACCUCAUUCUCAUGGCCCACGAUGGCAAGGAGCACCGCUUCAUGGUGUGAGGAUGGGCAUGGGGGUCAUGACCAGGACCUGCCGGGGUUUCUUUGAACCUCAUGUCGUUCAACCCCGGCAAAGAUUCGGAGGCUUUGUUUACGUGCACAGUGCUUUCAGUUCUUUUGCAUCACUGUUGUUUUCCAUUCCAGUUUUAUAAUUUAAAAUAGUUUUUCCCCUCUGGUAAUUUAUUAAGAAUGUGGAAAAUAAAGAAUUUGUCGUUAUGGUGACGUUUGGGAAAUAAUCACCACCAACCUCGCACAGACCAGCACGGCGGGGGAGGGGUUCAGGAAGCUGCCCCUCUACCAAGACCAGAACGGUUUGGUGGGAGUUAAUUUAGACUUGGGAAGAGAAAAACAAACGUGUAGUGGCACAUACCCUGUUCACCACAGAGCCUGUGUGCUCUUUCUGUUGCUGCUAGCGACCCUGUGUGACCCCUGUGUGACCUCUAACAUCAUCCCUGCAUGAGAGCACUGCUUCUCCUACUUCCUGUUCUGACCUUUCCUCCGCACCAGACUAGAUGGGACGGCACCGGACCGGACAAGACCAGGGCCAUUUCCUUCUUGCUGAGUCAUAGUGGGCCAAUCCAGAUCUAAACCACUUUAAUCUCACUGCCAGAUGAAUCCCACCCCUGUUCCUUUAAUCCCGGUGUGAAGUGGCCCUGGUCCGGAGUCUGUGGUGAGCCAGCACAGGGAGGAGGAGGGCAGGACUUAGUCGUGGUGGUGGUGUAAUUUCAUAUAGUCGUUCUUCGUCUCGUCUGCCAGUCCAGUGGUGCUGUUUCGUUCUGUCGUGGAGUUGUUGCUAGUGUUUCCGUGCAGGCACAGGGAUGAUGUGUCUCUGUUUAUCAGACCAGCUCAUCUCGUCUGGGCUGGGAUGUUAGUGUCUCUGAACUUAGCAUCUCAGCUCACACGCUCACUGCACCUGCUGUAGAUAUUAGCUUACACUAUGUUAAAUUACAGAAGUCUAUUUUAAAGAGAUGGUUAAUAUAUAUACACACACAAACACACACACACACACACACACACACAUAUAUAUAUGUGUAAAUUUGUCUGUGUGAAAUGAUAUGACAGUCUGAGACUGGUGGAGCUACUUUCUCACUCUCGCUGUGUUAACACUGGUAGUCUUUCCCUCUCUCUCUCUCUACACCCCCCUGGUUAUUAGGCUGGCUAAAUCCUCCAACACCACACACCCACACACGUCCUACAGCUCCCCAGCCCCCCUCUCAGAGAGAAGAAAUGAGAGAAAGGCAGAAGAGAAGGAAAGCACCCCCCCCAGAACCCUGCUCUGAAGGCCUCGAGUCCCGAGUCCUCAAGACAUCAUACCACAAUAUCGUAAUCUUAUCCUGAUCUCAUGGAACAUGUUUCUGCCAUUUUGUGCUUAGAAGGGAUUGAGAGGAAAGAAAGAGGUGGGGAGAGAGAGGGAGGCAGAGAGUGGGCGCAGGUGACCAUGGGGCUUGAUGUUUGAGAAGUGCCUGUGAGCUGCUGGAAUCUCCUUCCCGUAAUGCUGGUGUAUUCUUCCCGUGUUCUGCAGUCUUCCCUACUGAUGUGGGUACAAGCAUGUCAGUAAUGUCAACCUGCAUACUCCAGUGUGAAGUCUAGCCAGCUCAAACACAUCUCUGUAAAUAAGGCUCACAUGCACGUGUGCGCGUGAGAGAGUGUGUGCGCACAUGUAUGAGCGAGAAAAGACGAAGGAAACCGAACUCCUGAUUUAGCCAUGAGGGGCAGGUGUGUGUGUGUGUGUGUGCGUAUUUGUGUGUGUGUGUGUGUGUUUCCUUUUGAAGAAUGGCAGUCUAGAUCGCUAGGUUAGUAUUUGAUAGCUCAGGAUACUAAACUUAACACGCAUGUAUGUACACACACACAUACACACACAGUUUCAGUGAAAGCAUGUAUUAAUGCUGUCUAAAUGGCUCCUUCAUAUUUUGUCUGAGGUUCUUACCAUCAGGUUCCAUUUCUUGGUUUUCUUUCAGAUCUGUUUUCACUUUGAAAGACCCCUAAACCUAAACUCUCAAAAAAAACAAACAAACCCCUCAUCAGACAUGAUUGAUUUUUCCAGCAUGUUUGAAUGUUCUCUUGUGUCCCUUCCUCCACGACCACCUCUGUCUCUUAGUGAUGGACACGUUUGGCAGGGACGGCCGUCUCUGCUGAUGUAAGAUUUGUAAAUGUUGACAAAUAAAAUAAGUGUCAGCUUGUCUGUAAGACUCUCGGCAUCAUCUGGUGUGCUUUACGUCUCGUCUCACUUCUACCUUAGCUGUGUGUGUGUGUGUGUGUGUGUGUGUGUGUGUUUGUGUGUGUGCGAGCGAGCGAGGGAGAGAGAGACGGACCAUGAGUGGUGGAACUCUGCUAACAUUUACUGAAUAUAUUGAACAUGUACUGUAAAGCUGUAUUUGAAGACAACUCUGUUGUGGACAAUUCUGUGUUCAAUAAAAGGAAAGUUAUCUGACA
Electrophorus electricus (electric eel) is the source of this 7128-nucleotide messenger RNA. It is a transcript of the gene wdr7, whose product is annotated as WD repeat domain 7. The record is from RefSeq and is a predicted model, not a curated record. Gene Ontology annotation, cellular component: cytoplasm. Gene Ontology annotation, molecular function: protein binding. NCBI's taxonomy places the organism in Eukaryota, Metazoa, Chordata, Actinopteri, Gymnotiformes, Gymnotidae.